ACGUGUGGUCUGCUCAGGACAGCACACAGCUCACUAGAGGCAGGGCACGAGUUGGGUCGAGUGUGCUGAUCGAACCAAGAGUGUCCCUUCCUGUCCUUGGCUGUGGACAUGGAACCAGGCUCUCAGGCAGGCACCCUGCAGGAGAUCCUGGACUGUCUGUGUCGAGAGAGCGACCCAGGAAAGAUCUACAAAACACUGAAGAAACUGUCUUCUGUGCCUAUCCUGUGCGACAGCCUGGCAGAGAUUGGCUUCAGAAAGACCAUAAAGACGUUGAAGAAUCAGCAGCUCCUGCUCCCCUUUGUUAAGGACCUAGUAGACAAGUGGUCACCGGGGUUGGUGCUGGGACCCCAACCAGACCAAGACUCCCUGGACUUUGGAUUGCUGAGGAGUCACAGGACAGCGCAUCAGAGCACUGGUCUAGAAGAGACAAACCAGGAGCAAAUAUUCCAGGUAAGCCGAGUUGCUGGGGGACAGGUAUUCCUUGGGCUCAGCAAAUGCAUCCCAGGCUGAAUCCAUUUCCUGAGCCCUAGCUGCAAAUCCAACAGAGAUUUUCACCCACAGACACCCAGGAGUCCAAGCCCGGAUCCAGCAGAAAACAGGAGCUCUGAGCAGCAGCCAGCUGUCCAGGACCCAGGGCAGGUAGGAAUCCAGGGUGCGAGCUCU
This is a messenger RNA of Rattus rattus (black rat), 663 nucleotides long. Its product is annotated as elongin-A-like. The transcript has a single exon. Bases 109 to 510 code for a protein of 133 amino acids. The record is from RefSeq and is a predicted model, not a curated record. Lineage: Eukaryota; Metazoa; Chordata; Mammalia; Rodentia; Muridae.